Chelmon rostratus (copperband butterflyfish) is the source of this 4688-nucleotide messenger RNA. It is a transcript of the gene tmem39a, whose product is annotated as transmembrane protein 39A. Gene Ontology annotation, cellular component: endoplasmic reticulum membrane. Gene Ontology annotation, biological process: negative regulation of autophagosome maturation; negative regulation of autophagosome assembly. The record is from RefSeq and is a predicted model, not a curated record. The transcript is spliced from 9 exons. Bases 391 to 1872 code for a protein of 493 amino acids. NCBI's taxonomy places the organism in Eukaryota, Metazoa, Chordata, Actinopteri, Chaetodontiformes, Chaetodontidae.
GUGAGAGGAGGUACGGGUUUGCCACGUCGGUCUGUGUGCAACGCGACACUGUUGCUCCUGAAGCCCAGGUCUAACUUUUACAGCCGUUUUAUGUUUUGAACCGGAGAGAAAGCGACCCUGCAGCAUCGCCGGUGUCGUCGUGUCUCGUGUCCGCAUCAGCUCAGCCCGGUACAUUGAAGCUGGGAGGCGGAGAAAUGCUCGGUGCUGUCUGGACUCGUCAGGCUGGAAGCCACAUAACUGACUGAUGCAUCCUUGUUCGGUUCACCCCCCCAUAUGUUGUCGAUGUUGUUGGCCUGGCUGUACAUGGUGGCUCAUUGAGCAGAACGAGAGGAGUCCCAGUGGCUGUUGGUUGGUGGGCGGCGUCCGUGGUUGCCACGGUAACUGGCGACCAUGCCAGGAGGUCGCAGGGGUCCCAGCAGACAGCAGCUAAGUCGCUCUGCUCUGCCGUCCCUGCAGACUCUGGUUGGAGGCAACCUCGGCAAUGGCACAGGCUUCAGGAACAGGAGCAGUAACUCGGUGGGUCUGUCUGCCCCCCCCCUCUCGGCCCUCAUUACCCCGGAGCCGGUCCGUCACUCGAGGAUCCCCGAGCUGCCGUUGGACAGCAGCCUGCUGUUCGAGUUCCUGCUCUUUCUUUACUUGCUGGUGGCCUUGUUUGUCCAGUACAUAAACAUCUACAGGACGGUGUGGUGGUACCCAUACAGCCACCCUGCUGCCUCUACCUCGCUUAACUUUCACCUGAUGGACUACCACCUGGCUAUCUUCAUCACAGUCAUGUUGGCCAGGAGGCUUGUUUGGACAAUAGUUUCAGAGGUGUCGCAGAGCAGCGGCGGAUCACUGCUCCGCUAUGUGGUUCUGAUCGCAGCUCGCCUCAGCCUGCUGACCAUGUGUGGAUGGGUGCUCUGCUGGACGCUGGUCAACCUCUGCAAGAACCACUCUGUGCUCAACCUGCUCUUCCUGGGAUACCCAUUUGGUGUGUACGUCCCGCUUUGCUGUUUCCAUCAGGAAGGAGGGAAAAGUCAAACGGCGGCGGCUGACUGCGAUUACCCGGCCGACCACCAGCAGCCCGAACUCGCGGAGACCCCGUUCUUUCGCCCACGUGACUUCCUCUUCCUGUUACGGGAGAACCUCAGAGAGCAGUUUUCCAGCCCCCCGCACAUGCCUAUUCACACCUGCCCACCACACACACACUCACACACACCGGAGUUGAUUCGAGCAGAGGUGGAGGAGCUGAAGAGCGACUUCAACCGGCGGAUAAAGGAAGUGCUGUUCAACUCCCUGUUUAGUGCUUACUACGUAGCCUUCCUGCCUCUCUGCUUUGUCAAGAGCACCCAGUACUAUGACAUGCGCUGGUCAUGUGAGCAUCUGAUCAUGGUGUGGAUCAAUGCGUUUGUGAUGCUGAUGAGUCAGCUGCUGCCCCCCAGCUACUGUGACCUGCUUCAUCGCUCGGCAGCUCACCUGGGCCGCUGGCAGAAGCUGGAGCACGGCUCGUACAGCAACACGCCUCAGCAUGUGUGGUCAGAAAGUACCAUUUGGCCUCAGGGGGUGCUGGUGCGACACAGUCGAUGUCUGUAUAAGGCAGUCGGACCCUAUAAUGUCGCUCUGCCCUCUGACGUGUCCCAUGCAAGGUUUUAUUUCCUGUUCCACAAGCCAUUGCGGAUCCUGAACCUGCUGAUCUGGAUCGAGUCCAGUGUGGUGUUGUACCAGUUAUACUCUCUGCUGCGCUCUGAGCGCUGGAACCACACUUUGUCUCUGGGCCUUAUUCUCUGCUGCAACUACUAUGUCCUUUUCAAACUGCUCCGAGACCGCAUUGUGCUCGGCAAAGCCUACUCCUACCCUCUGUCCUCCAACAGCUUGGGGCUCAAGUCGCAGUAAAGGUCCCUCACAGUGAGACCUCACCUAUGAACUCUGGACGUGGAGGGGAGAUGGGUGGAGGUCCGGUUAAGACCAGAGGGUUGAUUUAGUGCUCACGCUUGGAGGUUAAGGGACAGACUGUGAACUCAUAAUUGUGUUUUGAUACGGUUCUAUUUUUAAUGCAAUGUUUAUAUAUACCUAUUUAAAAGAAUAUUUUUAUUUUGUAUACUAUUUCGAGUUACGCCGGGCAUUACCACGCUGACGACAUUAGCAUGUUGUGUUAUGUUGUUGCCAGGUGACAGGGACGUCAGGGAAUGCCAGGAGGUGACUUUCACCAAAGAUAUUUUAAGUGCAGGCGGCCAAUCACAGAGCGGAAAUGGCUUCUGACGGUCAGUUCAACCAGACGAGCGAUUCAGAGCAGUGGAAGGAGUUGUGCCUGAGAUCCUGAAUCCUGAUUGGGCUGUUCUGCUUCAACCCUGAGCCUCUAGAACCCGUGAGACUGAUGGGGUAACGUUAGCACCACACAAACAAGCCGUACUCUCAGCAUGUUUUCACUUGUGAUUUUGAAGCAAAAGUUCAGAAUUUUGGGAAAUAAUUUGUUUUGGAUUUGUUUGAAUUCAAUGAGAAGAUGGAUAUGAAUCCAGUAGGAGGCCACAACAUGAAGACGGUUAGCUUAACAUUAGCAGAAAGUCUGGAAAUGGAUAGCCUAGUUAUGUCCAGCGCCCAACACCUGCCUACCUCUAAAACUCACAAAUAAACACAUAAUGUCUUUUGUUUCAUUUGAUCAAAAAUCCAGAUUAAAAAGGACAUCUUGCGAUUACACUGUCACUCCAGUAAGUUACUGUGCCACUGGAUAUGGUUUGACAUAUUACUUCCCUGUAAAACAGCAAAUUGUCAUUAUCCCACAUUGAUUUGGAGAUAAAACAUGCUAAUAAUUGAGCUUUAGAGGUGAUGAUGGGCAGAUUUUAUAACCCAUGGACAGAGCCAUGCUAUCGGUUUCCCCUUGCUACCAGAUAAGCUAACCGGCUGCCUGUGUUAGCUUUAUAUUUAAUAGGCAGAUAUGAGAGUGGUCUAGAUUUUCACAUCUAGCUCGCAAUCAAAGAUGGAAAUUUGUAUUUCCUAAAAUGUGAAACUGUUGCUAUAAGCAAAGCCUCAGAGUUGAUUUUGACUACCCAAUUGGAAUAAAACUUUCCUACAAACUGAGUUGAGAUAAGUCUGGAGGAAGGAACGUCUGAGGUACUCUCAUCCGCUGCCUCUGCAGAGAAUGCUGUAUUCAUCACUUUGUUACUGUGUGUUUACAAUCAGUAUGCGCUUGUUUCUCAUCAUUGGCUAUCUGGAGAGCAGUUACAGCAGCAGUCUUUACAAACGCACACCAGGGUGGCAGCAGGUGAGAAAGGACUGAGAUACUGAGGGUUGCUUAAAAGUGUACAGCUUUGAAGGGCUGCUGCUGUAACAAGGUGAUUAUUCAAUUCAAAAAUCUUAUUGAUGAUGAACUACACUUAGACAUGCUGAAAUCGUCUAUGAUUCAUUUGUGUUCUUUAAGGUCACCCAGUCGCUGUUUAUUUUCUUCAAUUUUGGUGCCUGAAUGCUUAAACCGUAAUGGGAUUGAGGACCAUAUCAUAUGUUGAUCUCUUUGUGGAUGUAGAUAACAGAACGAAUGUGGCUGAUAAUAAAGAUUUCUACUGGUACGUCCCUGGACCUAACCCUUCUCCCACUGCAAACGCGUCAUUGACAGUAGAGGAUGUAAAAUUAAAGGGUGAAGACAGCUGGAAAGGGAAGACAAUGUAUGCGUCACCUCAUUACCAGCUCAUGUAUUCCCAGUUACCAGAAUGGUGUUACAAACAGGUCGCUUUGUGUGUUGGUGCCUUUCUGUUUAGUCACACUUGUUGAACAUCCUCGUCUUCUCAAGUAAGCGCUAACCUGCAGUCAGUAGAUAAUUUGGGGCAGUAUUAAGGACGCGUGUUGGCCCGAUCAUCUUUCCAAUGUUCAGAUAGAAAGCCUCUUCAAUUUCCCACUGACUUCUUCAGGCAGGUGUCAAUCCAGAUCAUUGGUGAUGCUCUUUAACUCAGCAGAAGCGAGAGCUCUCUUUGAUUGCACACAAAUGCCAAUAAUGUGCCCAUUAUUCUGCUUUAUCUGCAAACUCAGCCCUUAAAUCAGCUCCUUGGUGCUUAAGAUUUGUUUGCGGUCAUUUUCCACUUGAAUGUAGCACAUUUUUUUUUCAACUGAAUGUUGCUGUUGAUUUGAAUCGGCAUGUUUUGUCAUUGGUAGCAUCACUGAGCUACCAGUUGAGCCCCACCACUGAAAUUUCAGUUUUUAUUGGAUGUACCUUCCCUUAACACAGAAAGAUAUUUCAAGGUUUGCUUUAAUUCCUGCUUCUGUGUCAGCUCUCACUUGAAUGUUCAGUCUUUACUCAAAUAACACACGCUCUCUGCUUUCUUUGGUUUAGCGAAACCAAUAAGAUCACAGCUGAAAAAGAGAAACAAGGAACAAGAUUUGGAAAUAUUUUAGAGUCUAUCACCUCUUGACCACAAUGCCCUGAAGUGCACUUGAUCUUCCUCUAGUCUAAAUGAAAUUUUAAGACGGGUUUUAAGUAAAAUUGAUGCCGAUGAUGUCGAUCUAUGUCCCUGUACUUGCAAAAGUUGUCAAAUUGAGUCAAUUUCUAUGUGCCAUAUCCCAGGCUGCAGUUUCAGACUGCUGGUUGAACCUGAUGAUGAACAUGUCGGUGCUGGAGAAAUCAUAGGAGCUGGUCCUCAUAUUUCGGCUUUUUUACAGUGUUCAGUUUCCCCACAGCAUUUCUGAAAAUGCUUUUUGACAUCUGAAAUAAAACAUGGUGUUUA